Molecule: messenger RNA, 714 nt
Organism: Colletotrichum godetiae
Lineage: Eukaryota; Fungi; Ascomycota; Sordariomycetes; Glomerellales; Glomerellaceae
Product: endoplasmic reticulum vesicle protein 25
Exons: 4
Coding region: 1-714 (237 amino acids)
Biological process (GO): endoplasmic reticulum to Golgi vesicle-mediated transport; Golgi organization; intracellular protein transport
Cellular component (GO): Golgi apparatus; endoplasmic reticulum; COPII-coated ER to Golgi transport vesicle
Source: RefSeq, a predicted model, not a curated record
AUGGCGCCGACAACAUCAUUGCUGCGCUACGUGUGCAGUCUCGUGCUUCUCGCCUGCUGCGCCCAGGCGCUGAGGUUCGAUCUGCAGGCCACGAGCACCCACGAGGGCAAGAAGGAGCGAUGCAUCCGUAAUUUCGUCGCUAGGGACACCUUGGUCGUCGUCACGGCCAUUGUGGACGGUUCAAAGGGUGACGGCAUGACCGUCAACAUGCACGUAUGUGGCCUCAACUGCUAUGCCCCCUACGCCAUUCUCCUCGAUGUUUGGAUCAAGGACGCUGUUGGCAACGACUACGGAAAGCCCAAGGACAUUGCAGGCGGCGAGAAGCGUGUCGUCUUCACCUCCCACGCAGACGCCGCAUUUGACGUUUGUUUCGAAAACAUCCUCUCUGGCUCCGGCCGUAGCGGCGCAACGAGCCGCCACAUUGAACUCGACAUCGACAUUGGCGCCGACGCAAAGGACUGGAACGCCAUCCAGGCGACGGAGAAGCUCAAGCCCGUCGAGGCGGAGCUUAGGCGCAUCGACGAGCUCGUCAGCGAGAUCAACACCGAGAUGGACUACCUGCGCGCCCGCGAGCACAAGCUGCGCGACACCAACGAGAGCACAAACACCCGCGUCAAGUGGUUCGGCAUCGGCACGACGCUCAUCCUCGUCGGUCUGUGGGGUUGGCAGAUUAUGUACCUGCGGGCAUACUUUAGGUCCAAGCACCUGAUUUAA